Schistocerca serialis cubense is the source of this 603-nucleotide messenger RNA. RefSeq lists its product as uncharacterized. NCBI's taxonomy places the organism in Eukaryota, Metazoa, Arthropoda, Insecta, Orthoptera, Acrididae. The record is from RefSeq and is a predicted model, not a curated record. The transcript is spliced from 2 exons. Bases 1 to 603 code for a protein of 200 amino acids.
AUGGUGAAACAGGCUGAACUAUGGGGAAAGGAAGAACAGAAACAGAAGCACUGGUGGUGGAACAAGGAAUGUGAGGAAGUGGUAGAGACUUGCAGGAAAGCCUGGAGAGACUGGAGCAGAAAGAAGGACCCAGAAAAAUUGGAAGUUUUCUUCGGAGCAAGAAAGGAAGCGGCCCGAACAAUAAGAUGGACCAGAAGAGAGAAGAUGGAGCAGGAACUGGAAGAGAUUGAGACCAACUUCAGGAAAAACAACAGCCCACACUUUUUUGGGAAAUUCAAAAAGAGUCUGAUUGGAUACAAGGGCAGAGAACUGUUUAUAAGAGAUAAGAAAGGGGAGCUGGAUGUUAGUGCAAAGGAGAACUGUCAGAUUUUUGCAGAGCACUUUCACAACCUACUGAAAUGUAAACCACCUGAAGAAGAGCUGGAACUGGGGACUGACACAGAAGAGAGAGAGCCACGCCCUCCAACCAGGGAGGAAGUCGCACACGCCAUAAGCGAUCUAAAGAAUAAUAAGGCAACUGGAGAAGAUGGUAUAGCAGCCAAGAUGAUAAAGAGGGGAGGCAACAAAGCAACAGACAACAUGACCAACGAACUUCAUCAAUAA